Messenger RNA from Knipowitschia caucasica, 3990 nucleotides. Lineage: Eukaryota; Metazoa; Chordata; Actinopteri; Gobiiformes; Gobiidae. The record is from the annotation of a GenBank genome assembly.
AUGAACAGCGAAGGGGCGUCUCCGUGCGUCUUUACUCCAAGCGGAGGGAGAAGUUUGGGAGCCAGUGCGCACGCUGCUGCUGCUGUGGAAGAAUGCUGCACCUUGGCUCACGCAGUCCCGGGGAACUCUCCACACUCACGCCGUGGAUUUUAUAACAAACCGCUUGGAAUCAGUCACAGUUUUGAUUUCCCUUCUGCGCAAAUGGCGUGGAUCCGCUCCGUGCCCUGGACUGCUCUGUGCGCGCUGCUGCUGUAUCUGUGGACAGGUGAUGCAGGCGCGCAGGGCUUUGACAGCUACGGACUGUCGUUACGCACGGACGUGACAGAGGACACUAUCCUGGUGGCGAAUAACGGAUUACGCGCGCCGUUCGGGAGGUCCGUCUACAUCGAUCCCAUCAACGAUCUGGUGAUUCAAGUUCAGCCCGGAGACAGAUGCAGCGUGACAGUGUUGGACAGUGACCCACUGUCUCAGAGACCUGGGCACCUGUCUCCAAAAAAGUUUCCCUGUGAAUUUGGACCGAACGAUGUCAAAUAUUCUCACUUUGGAUCCAGAAGUCCCCCCAGGGAUAGAAUAAGAUUACAGCUCAGGUAUGGAAAACUCGUGGGAGAGGACAGCCUGGGAAGCUUGGUGAACUGUGAUGAUUUUAUUAACGCGAAUGUCCGAUAUCAGCACACUUUCGCUUUGAAGUCUCCCAAUAGAGAUUACAUUCCCAUGCUUUUGGAGCUUUCUGAUAAGGAAGGCAAUUUGCUCAAGCAGGAGUUCUUCCAAAUUCUGGUGCGGAUUAAAGAGGGGAUGGAUAAUACGGCUCCUAAACCCAGCUUUGUGGCUAUGAUGAUGAUGGAAGUGGACCAGUUUGUUAUGACGGCCAUCACCACGGACAUGCUAGCCGCAGAGGACAUAGAAUCUAAUCCGGAUGAAUUAAUUUUUAACAUAACAUCGCCUUUGUCUUUCGAAGAGGGCUACAUCGUGAGCACGGACGAUCGGAAUUUACCAAUAACCUCGUUCUACCAAGGAGACUUGAAAGACUUGAAAAUCGCCUACAAGCCUCCUGCGGUGGACUCGGAGGCGGAGCGGAUUUUCCAGAUUGAGCUGGAGGUGGUGGACACGGAAGGCGCGGUGUCGGACCCUUUCGCUUUCAUGAUCGUGGUGAAGCCCAUGAACACCUUGGCGCCGGUGGUGACGAGAAACACAGGGCAGUUACUGUACGAAGGCCAGUCCCGUCCGCUUUCCAGUCUGCAGAAUUUGGAGAUUAGCGAUGAGGAUAACUUGGAGAAUGUUAGAAUUACUGUAGUUGCGGGUUUGAGGCAUGGGCUUUUAACGGUUCCCGGGUCUAUACGGAAGUUUUUCACUCCAGCCGAUCUUGACGCAGGGGUUGUUAUCUACCAGCAUGACGGUAGCGAUACGUACAGCGAUAACAUCAUAUUCCGAAUGACAGACGGCACUAACGAAGUAGAAUUUUUGUUUCCAAUUACCGUCGUGCCAACCGAUGACGAGCCACCGAUUAUAAACGCAAACACCGGGGUCCAGGACGAUAACGAUCCCCCGAACCAGUCCGAGCAAAGUUCAUUUAUCAUCAAAAUCAUUCCCAUUGACGAUUUGCCGCCCGAGCUGUUCCCGGGGACCACUUUGCAAAUGACCGUGCACGAGUACCAGCUCACGCAUUUCCGCAAAAAAAUCUUGCGUUACAGCGAUUUGGAUUCUGAGGAUCGCGAUCUUAAAUACACAAUCGUUCAACCUCCGACCGACACGGACGAGAAUAACCCCAUUGUGUUGGGGACUUUAGUUUUGACAGAACAGCCCGACAUUGAAGUGAUAACAUUUACACAGGCGCAAAUCAACCACCACAAAAUUGCGUACAAGCCGCCGGAUUUAGAGCUCGGAAUUACCACGCAUAUUUUGCAGUUUAACCAAGCUCCCGAAGUGUUUGUCGGUGAACGCUUUUCUGUUAUCGAGGGUGAGAAAAGUCCAAUCGAAAGCGUUCACAUAAGCGCCAACGAUGUGGACACUCUCAUUGGCGAUCUUCUUUGCACUAUCAUAGUCCAGCCAACGUCGGGUUACGUUGAGAACAUCUCGCCAGCCCCCGGGUCUGAGAAAUCCAGAUCAGGCACAGCCAUUAGCGCCUUCACCAUCAAGGACAUCAAGCAGAAUCAAAUCUACUACGUCCAAAGCCUCCACAAAGGUUCUGAGCCAGUGGAGGACCGGUUCACUUUCAGAUGCUCCGAUGGAAUCAAUUUUUCCGAGAGACACUUUUUCCCCAUUUCUAUAAUUCCUUCCAAUGAUGAGAAGCCGGAGAUUUACAUGAGAGAGUUUGUAGUGAUGGAGGGCAUGAAUAUAGUCAUCGACACUCCCAUUCUGAACGGGGCCGACACGGAUCUACCAUCGGAUCAUCUCACUUUUAUUAUCAGCAAACCCCCCAAGCACGGAUUUAUUUUCAAUCAGCUCACCACCGGCACCGUUCCCGUAUUUAACUUCACCUUGGAGGAGAUAAGAGAGGCUUCUAGUAUUGUGUACGAGCACGAUGACUCAGAAACCACCCAGGACAGCUUUGAUUUAAUUCUCACAGAUGGGAAGUUUAGUGUCGAAAGGACUGUCAUCGUCAUGGUGAUCCCCGUGGAUGACGAAACCCCGAGAAUGGCCAUCAACGACGGGCUCGAAGUGGAUAUAGGAGACGUAAAAGUCAUCACCAAGAGCGUUUUAAAAGCCACUGACCUUGAUUCCGAAGACAGCACUUUGACUUAUAUUAUCCGCUACGGACCUGGGCAGGGAUUUUUGCAAAAAACAACACAGUACGGAACUUUUCAAAAUCUCACGGUCGGAAUGAACUUCACGCAGAAUGAAAUAGACCUGGGCGCGAUUGUUUACAUUCAUAACGGACAGGAGGGGAUUCGAGAUUUGAUCAAAUUUGAUGUGACAGAUGGAUUAAACCCUUUGAUUGACAGGUACUUUUACGUCACAGUGGGCGGCAUUGACAUGGUGUUUCCAGAUGUGGUCAGUAAAGGCGUCUCGCUAAAGGAAGGCGGAAGAGUGACGCUAACGACCAAUCUGCUCAGCACUACGGAUAUGAAUAGCCCGGACGAACAUUUAAUUUUCACCAUCACCAGAGCGCCAAUCAGGGGGCACUUGGAAUGCACGGAUAAGCCGGGAAUGCCGAUAUCGUCUUUCACGCAACUCCAGAUUGCCGGAAACAAAAUCUACUACAUCCACACGGCUGACGACGAGGUGAAAAUGGAUAGUUUUGAGUUUGAAGUCACGGACGGCUAUAAUCCCAUUUUCAGAACGUUCCGUAUUUCCAUCACCGACGUAGACAACAAAAAGCCGGUGGUAACAAUACACGGCUUGGUUGUGACGGAGGGCGAAAACAAGCUAAUAACGCCGUUCGAGCUAACAGUCGAAGAUAGAGACACUGCCGAUCGGCUUUUGAAAUUUACCGUAACCCAAGUCCCAGUUCACGGAAAGAUACUUUUUAACAACACAAGGCCGGUCAACGCUUUCACCAAACAAGACCUGAACGAGAAUAUGAUCAGCUACAAACACGACGGCACGGAAAACGCGGAAGAUAGCUUCUCGUUCACGGUUACAGACGGCACCCACACCGAUUUCUACGUCUUUCCCGACACCGUGUUCGAAACCCGUAAGCCGCAAGCGAUGAAGAUUACGGUGUUGUCGGUGGAUAACGGCGUUCCGCAGAUCGUGGUGAAUAAAGGCGCGACCACACUUCGGGUUCUGGACGGCGGACAUGUUGGGUUCGUCUUCACCGGUAAAACUCUGAAAGCGGAGGAUAGAGACAGCUCCAUGAACACGGUGGUUUUCAGAGUGACCACGCCGCCGCUGCACGGUUACAUCAUCAACCACGGGAAAGGGAACGCCACGAUCUCCAGCUUCACACAAGCCGACAUCGACGACAUGAGCGUCUGCUACGUCCUGAAACACGGAGACAACUCCACCAGUGACAUGUUCUCCUUCUCCAUCCAGGACAGAGUGAGUUAUUGA